Molecule: messenger RNA, 477 nt
Organism: Lindgomyces ingoldianus
Lineage: Eukaryota; Fungi; Ascomycota; Dothideomycetes; Pleosporales; Lindgomycetaceae
Exons: 5
Coding region: 1-477 (158 amino acids)
Source: RefSeq, a predicted model, not a curated record
AUGCUGAAGUUACCUAUGGCUUUUCUCGUUGAGGGGGGUUUAUCUCCUUUUGUCUAUAUAUUGCCAAGCCACCAUCUACUAAUACCUGUACCUCUCUAUAUACCAUGGCACCCUAGAGGCUCCAGAUCAAUACAACAGUCUUCCACUACGCCACCACCCAAAACUUACACGACAUAUUCGUUUAUUUUUUGGGUGAGAUAUGUUACAUGCAGAAUUCCUACCUUCCGGUUAGCCCUUGACCUCCUCCACUGGAUGUCUUUGCUCGAAGUAUUAAUAUUAUCCAGGAUAUGGAUGCUUGAAGAUGAAUGUAAAUGGCUUACGGUCUUCGGUAAUUGGGUAACUUUCUGGGUCCUCAUGGUCGCCAUCAUCAAACCCAUCUUCGAACUAAUCUUCGUCGCCUCUUUCAGACCCAGUUUUGUAACUAACCUUCAAACAAGACUUGAGCCAGUAACGUUAUUUGGGGCAUUUGCCAUUUGA